CCACAGUACUGUGUAACAGCCUCCGCUGCUGAGAGAUGACAGAGCCAAUCUCAGCGCACACAUGGCCCUGGGAGCUUGAAGCUGCGUAGAGCCACCACACAAAAGACACGGACACGCACAGCACCUUCUUCUGAUUUGUGCGAAAGGGACUUAAACCGGGAAUUAAGGAAGUUUUUUUUUUCAUCCUCCUGCGUCGUACCAGUCAGUCCGAACGUGGCCAUUUGCUCAAUGUCAUCAUGAUCAUCUUCUCGUCGCGCAGUGUACUGCUGUCAGUCUACUAUCCACAGAUCUUCCUCAUCCUGACGAGUGGCAGCUACCUGGCCCUGUCCUCGGUGGUGGCUCUGGGUGCCAACAUCAUCUGCAACAAGAUUCCUGGUCUGGCACCUCGCCAGCGGGCCAUCUGCCAGAGCCGCCCGGACGCCAUCAUUGUUGUGGGUGAAGGCGCCCAGAUGGGCAUCAACGAGUGUCAGUACCAGUUCCGAUAUGGACGCUGGAACUGUUCGGCGCUGGGAGAAAGGACAGUCUUCGGUCAGGAGCUGCGAGUAGGCAGUCGGGAAGCAGCUUUCACCUAUGCCAUCACAGCAGCAGGGGUGGCUCACGCUAUCACAGCUGCGUGCAGCCAGGGCAACCUGAGCCAGUGCGGCUGUGACCGGGAGAAGCAGGGGUAUUACAAUCAGGAAGAAGGCUGGAAGUGGGGAGGCUGCUCAGCUGACAUCAAAUACGGCCUCGAGUUCUCUCGUCGCUUUGUUGAUGCUCGUGAGAUUAAAAAGACCCCACGUCGUCUGAUGAACCUGCAUAACAAUGAGGCAGGCAGGAAGGUUCUAGAAGAAAGGAUGAAGCUAGAAUGCAAGUGUCAUGGUGUCUCAGGCUCCUGCACCACCAAGACCUGUUGGACUACACUUCCCAAGUUCCGUGAGAUUGGCUACGUACUCAAGGAGAAGUACAACGAAGCCGUGCACGUGGAAGUAGUUCGGGCUAGCCGACUACGCCAGCCUACUCACCUCAAGGUGAAGCAGACUCAGGGCUACCGUAAGCCCAUGGAGACAGACCUUGUCUAUAUCGAGAGGUCUCCCAACUACUGCGAAGAGGAUGCAGCCACAGGGAGUGUGGGCACCCAGGGACGCCUGUGCAACCGCACAUCAUCACAUACAGACGGUUGUGACCUUAUGUGCUGUGGCCGGGGCUACAAUACACACCAGUACACCAAAGUGUGGCAGUGUAACUGUAAGUUCCAAUGGUGCUGCUUCGUCAAGUGCAACACAUGCAGUGAGAGGACGGAGGUGUUUACCUGCAAAUAAGAUUGCAAGGAACUCAGGCACUAAGGACUAGCUGAAUGAGGAAGACCCGACCUAGCAAGAUAAAAGGGUGACUUGGACCAGUAAGAGACUUUGAAAUAAAGUAAUGGAAUUUACACUACCAGCUCUUCAUGGCAUCAUUUUGCACAGCAGAACCUAAUGUCUUUUCAGAAAGUGAAUGCUAAAUAUCAGUAGGUAAUACCCCAGAACUUUACUGUUGCACAGAGAUAGUGCUCAUGUACUGUACUGAUAUAUCCACAGUGAAGUUGGGACUAUAUGAAAUUAAUGAGGCCCUUAGCAGGAACUGUGCUUUGCACUCUGGGCUUUGUUAAAUUCACAAGAGACUUGUGCAUGGAGAAGAAACAGAGAAACCUGGGAGUUGGUCAAAAUGACAGCAGCUGAUGAGGGAUGACUUUAAAAGGUUUUGCUAUAUUUUUACUACAGGGGAACAAAAGUGAACCUAGAUAUGGAGGCGCCCCAAAUUGGCUGAGGCUAAUGUUAGAGGAUUGCAGAAAUGAAGAACAUUUUGUGAGCACGGUGCUUCAGGCUGUGCCAAAAUCUAAGUGGAGAACUUUAUUAAACCCUCUGCUACCAACUGGAAUAAGGUGGAGUAUGCUAGUUUUCCAGUCACACUGGAACUGUCUGUUCUGAACACUGAAAAUAAAUUGUUUAUUUAUGUUAUAGUAUCUUAAAACGAAGCACUAACGGGUAGAGAUGUCCUUUUUGUACUAAGUGUAAAGAAAAAUUACUUUUUAGAAACUCUGACUGAAGAUAUGUGUCUGCUAGAAAAUGACCGCCCCGAUCCCUGAAACACCUCAUCUUUUCAUAACAAGAAAGAAACCUACACAAAAAAACUUCAUUGCUACUGGUGUGUUGACAACAAAUAAUAUAUUUCAUUGUAUUUCACAUUCAGACACAUUGGUUCUAUUUUUUAUUGUAGCAUAGGUUGUUUGCAGGCCCUCCCCCCCAGUAGCAAUAAGAAUUGUUUAACUGCAGAGAUCCUUCCUCAGUUCAUUAACCAUGAAAGUGAUAUGUUGCUGGAUGUGUUAAGUGCUGCACUGAUAUGUUCUAUUCAGAUACGACUCAUGAGAACUAAAUAAACUCCAAUUUGACUCAUUUUGGCAGUUCAUUGCUAAAAUAUCAACUUAAGUUGAACCUACAGUUUUUAGAAUAAUAUUGGUUAUUUCAUUUGAAAAUAACUGUAACGGUGUGACCAGUGGUGUGAUGGUUAUUUACUAUACACCCAUGCAUAUACAGUAAUGGCAGAGGUAACCAAGCCUACAGAUGAAAUAAUUAUUAUCAUUUUGCUUGAUGUGCUGCCAGACAAAAUGUUAUAGUCCCAAAAAUGUUUUCACUGAACACAAGGCUCACUUGGGGCUGAUUCACACUCACUUGUGCUCAUUAAGGCUAUACACUAGGGAAUUUUGUUCCUGGCUAGAUUAGCUCUGUUUUGCCACAAAAAUAAAGAAUAAUUGCAGUAUAUUACAAAUUGGAUUUAGGUAUUUUGGAAAACACUUCUAUCACUUAAACUAACAUUGUACUACCCAAAUCACAGUAAUUACUAAGUAUGGGAACACGGUGAUACCGCUAAAUUGUACAGGACAAAAACACAAGAGGUCAGAUAAAAAGAAAACUGAGAAAGGUUGUAAAACAAACCAAUGGUUUAGACAGAUUUUCUAAACUACAUUCUUAAAAUGCUGCAGUAUCAACUGCGCAUAAACCCAAAAGUUGUUUUUACAUGUAUUGUAAACAGAUUUCUCGAAAGUGAUACAUUGUGUUCAUUAGUAACAUUUAGCAGUAUUGGUAGGUAUAUUUUUGAACUUUGGAGACACUUAAGCUACUGUAGCUGUCUCACCCUGCUUCCGGUCUUUAUGCCUAACUAAGCUUCCUGGUUAUAGCUCCAAAUUCAAUGCAGGUAUGAGAGUGGGAUUGAUCGUCUCGUUUAACUGUCUAUGUAGAAGUAAAUAUAAGUGCAUUUCACAAAGGUAACUUUGAUUAUUGAAGUGUGAAAGAGGCAAAAGAUACCAGGCUAACACUUCACUGUGGGCUGAGAAUGUGCAGUGCUUUGUGGCACUUUAAGUUAUAACCACUUUUUGUUUAUCUGGAAUAUUUAUGUUAUUGUCUAUUCAGCUUUAAUCUAUAAUAUAUAUUUCAAAGUCAUAUGAGGUUUACAGACUCUAGGUCAGUUUAUCAUUUGGUUGACAGUUAAUUGGUUUAGAAUGUAUUGUAAAUUUUGCACAUAAUCACAUUUUUUUUUUUUUUACAGAUUUAGAGACUGCUAGAACUUAGUCUUGCACUUUGCAUGAUUAGCGCCGUUUAGCAUGUAGUAAAUAUAUCAGUCUAACUUAUUUUAGAGGUGCUACUCAGAUGGAUCAACCCCAGUCAUCAUGUAAAUAUUUUUUUCAUAUUUACUCAGUUAUAAUAAUUUACCGAUAUAACCUAUCUAACAUAUAGCCCCAUUCUGGCAUUCAUAUUUUCUUCAACUGGAGGCAGUUCAAAACUAGACAGCAAUCAGAGAGUGCAAACCUCCACCAAGGCAGAACACUUUCCCCAUAAAUCCAUGACACCUAAAGGCAGUAUUCUCAUGAUAGUUUGACCCUCAUAAUAUGAUUCCUUAAGCAUGAAAAACUUCGCCUAGCAUUUGGAAUUACAUUGAUAUCAUUAUUAAUUUGAAAAUUAUUCAAGAAAGCAAUACUUCAGUAAUGGCGAUUUUCUUCAGGAUGUAGGUCAGUAAUUUCUGAAGAUUUUGCAAGAUGAUCAAAUCUGUUGACACCCUGCUGAAUCAGUAGUUCCAGCUAGAAUUUGGUCUUAGUUGCAAGUUUGUAGAAUUAUUUGUCUCACAGUAGCCCGUUUUCCAUGAGUCCUAUAAAUGUGAACAUUCUAGAUCAGCAGGUAUGGAGUUUUUCUUGGAUCCAGAUCAGACUUUGGUGUGUAGUAAAAUUUAUGUGGAUGUUACUGUGCAAUUUUUGUCCAAAUAUGGUAGCAAAAAUAUUGCGAUUUGAACUAUUUCACAAUGAAGAAUCCAUUUAAAAAUUGUCUGGAUGCAGAAGAUGAUUUGGAUCAAAUUCUAAUGGAUUGUUUCUUGGGCCAUACCCUCCCUCUCCAAAAUGAAAACCACCAUCAAAAUUGAUUCAUUACUUUUUGAGUUUUGCUGUGAACAUACCAACAAACAAAUGCUGGUAAAAACUGAUUUUGAUGACAUUUUUUUGAAGAGGUAGAGUAUGGGUCCUUCUUUUAUUAUCAUGUUUUAUUAUUGUGCAUCUGCAUUUACGUACGUAUCAUGUUGUUUUUUGACUGGACCUUGAGGCUGUAAUAAAGUUUGAACUGAACUGAACUGAAUUGAAUAUGGCCCACAGAACAGUCCAACAGAUUUAGGUGCUGAUCUGGAUCAUCAUCCAGAUUGAGGAACGUUUUAAAGGACUCUUCACCACCAUGAGUGGUGGAAAGGCCCCUGACUGUAUGUGAGCCUCCUUGUGGCUAAAGUGCACGGGAGGCACAUUGUAAAACUAACUCUAAAAUGGACUUGCAUGCAGCCAAAUGGUUGAGUUGUUUGUGUCUGUGAAGGACUGUAAGUAGAUAUAGUUAUUUCAGUCUGCAUGGGACAUUUAUUUAGUGAUCGUUCAUGUCUACUGUUUAUCUUGAAUAACUUUCAAAGUAAUGAUAUCCACAUCAUUCACUAUGUUUUCAUGCUCAAGGAAUUAUAUGAUGAGGGCUAAACUACUAUAUCAUGGGAAUAUUGGUUUUAGGUGCAAUUUUGGGGAGGCUAUACCACCUUGGUGGUGGUUUGCACUCUCUGAGUGUUGUCUAGUAAUGAAUUAUUUUGUGAAACAUACAAAAAAGCUUGUCUUUGAACUCUGUGGAUUCCUUACUGGUUCUUUUUUUUAUUGCUCAAUGCCUGUUGAUACUGUUCCCCCUCAGUGUUCAGUUGACUAUAUUGACUGUUCAAGUAAAUUUCCAAAGCUAUUAUUUUCAUAAAUUGUUUCCCUGUGAAGAAAAACACACAUUAAAUCCGGUCAUUGUGUGUGUCCAGAUUUGAAGCCAAACUUUGUGUAGAAGUCUGUUAUUCAAACAUUCCAACCACACUUAAUAUAGUAACUGGCAAAUGCACUAGGAAGCAUAAAUCUUUAAAAAUCUAAAAUAUAUAAAUUAGCAACAUGCUGACUGACAUUUUGUACACAGCACGUGUUCAUAAUAUGCUGUGGUCGCCUGUCUUGAUUGUGGCACGCAUGGAACUGAAGUCAAUUAUCUCUCCCACCAUGAAAAGGAGCUUCUUCUCAUUGCCUGUGUCAAGCCGAGAUGUGAUCAGAAACACAGAAAGAGAAGGAAAAUAAACAAGAUUUAACAAGGAUUAUGGAAGACAGAUAUUUUCCAUUAAAAAUAAAUAGCAGUGCCCCUCAACAAAAUAAAUACCUAUUAACCCUGCAAAGUGUGAUUAUUCAUCCAGUUCAAAAAGGCUUUUGUUCAACAAUAAAAAGCUUGUUUUUUGCCAAUCAACUGGCACUGUCUACCUUGGGUGGUCACAGCCACCUGUCACAACCACAAUAAGUCCUUACCUGAUUACUUUGCAUGUUUAUUUUCUGUUGUUGGAACAGCAGAUGAUAUGAGCCUUGUGUUCACAAAGCCUGAUGUGGUACAAUUCAUGACACUGAGGUUAAACUAAAUGAGGAUACAGGAUGACUGAAUAACUGGCUCAACAAUUGUGCUUCUUAUGCUUUCUGUGUUGGCAGGGCUGUUGGGAGUCACUAAAUGGGAAGAGGACUUCAUGCAAAUGACCUAAUGUGAAAAGGAAGUGGCUCAGUGUGCCUCUUGUUUUUAGAUGCACAAACAAAAGUAUAGCUCUUUUGUGAGGGUGUUGUUGAGAUGGAUGGGAUGGCUUAAUGAAAAAAAGGAGGUGCAUGUGUAGCCGGAAACUGCAAGUGAAAAGAGUGGUUAUUUAGAAGAGGAGCUAAUUGAUAGCGGUUUGGAGAAAGAGAGGGUGCACUAUAAAAAUGGGACCAGCUGUCGAACCAAGUUGGGGACUGUGUGCAAUGCAUGAUAAAAGAUAUGGUAAAACAGUCUUCAGCUUAUACACACCCUCCAUUUUGUAAGGAUUUGUAUUGUUAAUUAUGCUGAUCCCAGAGCAUAAAGAGCAUAGAGGUUGAUAAGAUGAUUAUUUUAGGCAGUGAUGGAUUUUGAAACCUGAUAGUCCUGAAAAUUUAAAUAAUUGACAAAUUACCAUUGCAGACAUGAUCAAUGUCAGUGGCUUCAUUCAAUGCUUUCUGUGAGAUGGCUCUGUGAAAGAGAGUCAUGCUACUUCAUUCAUUUGCUGGACACUCCACUCGUUGUCCUGUAUGUGAAAAGCAUUGUAAGUGUGCAGCAGAGUGGAAGUAAGAUUGUUUUGUUAGUUGUCUGAAACCCUGGAGACCGGAACUGCAUAAGCUCUCCACACUAU
Molecule: messenger RNA, 6726 nt
Organism: Monopterus albus (swamp eel)
Lineage: Eukaryota; Metazoa; Chordata; Actinopteri; Synbranchiformes; Synbranchidae
Gene: wnt7bb
Product: wingless-type MMTV integration site family, member 7Bb
Exons: 4
Coding region: 237-1298 (353 amino acids)
Biological process (GO): neuron differentiation; positive regulation of JNK cascade; canonical Wnt signaling pathway
Cellular component (GO): extracellular region
Molecular function (GO): frizzled binding; cytokine activity
Source: RefSeq, a predicted model, not a curated record